Messenger RNA from Amborella trichopoda, 777 nucleotides. RefSeq lists its product as uncharacterized. The record is from RefSeq and is a predicted model, not a curated record. Lineage: Eukaryota; Viridiplantae; Streptophyta; Magnoliopsida; Amborellales; Amborellaceae.
CCUCCGCAUUAAGCCCUUCACCCCACCUUUGAAUAGCUCCUCUUUCUCUCUCUCUCCCCACUUCAUUAGUUACAUAUAUUCACUAGUUUUUAAGAAUCCACGAUCCAUUUCAUCCCAUGGCCACUGCUGAGGUUGAGGCUCCUGUUGCACCAGUCGCAGAGUUGAGCAAUGCUGCGGAGGAAGUCGUUGUGGAGAAGGUGGUAGAAGUUGCUGCGGUCGAGUCGGUUGCUAGCGAGGAGACACCAGAGGAAGUCGCAACAGAAGCUUCGGAGUCUGAGGCAGCCAAGGAGGAAGAAACAGAACAGGUUGAGAAGGUAGAAGAGGCCGCACCAGCCGUGGAAGCGCCAGCAGCAGCAGCAGCAACAGAGGCAGAACCGGAAGCACCGGCUGUUGAAGAAAAAGAACCCGAGGCAGCAGCCGUCGAAGAAAAACUAGCAGCAGAAGAAGUGGCCUCAGAGGCAGCAACCCCAUCAAGUGAGACAGCAGAGGAGGAGGUAAAAGUUGUUGAGGAAGCCCCAGCACAGGAAGACAAGGAAGAGGAUACAAAGGCCUCAGAGUAAUGGAAAUGGGUGGGGCGAUGGAAUCCUUUGCAGUGUUUCCUGUUCCUUGGAUGAUAGUCUCAAAUAUUUAUUUAUUUAAAGUAGGCAUGUUGAGAAAACUACCUGCGUGAUUUCAGUGUUGAUGGGAGAUGUUUGUUUAUUUUUAUUUAUCUAUAUUAUGGAUUGAUUGGUAUGUUAUUGUAGGCUUUUUCUUAGAAUGAGUUGUUAUUUGUGACAA